AUGUGGCUUAAGGUGUUUUCCCGAGAGCUGACUGAUGAACUGAGAUUUGCAGAAAAUGACAUCAAAGGUAUGAACCAUCAAGAUAUUACUGACUUUGAUUUCCUUCAGGAAGUGAUGGAAAGGUCUCUUGGCACAAUCAUUGAGCAGGUAAAUGAAGAAUUGAAAUCAAAGUCCUCCAUCAGUUUGAGGAAAUCCAGAGAAAGGCCAGAUGAGAUUCUGACGAAGCAGUUGUGUGAAUGUUGCUGGGUGCAGUGUCCCUUCUGCAAAGCCAUCUGCACCAACACAAUGAAAGAUCACGAUGGAGAUCAUCAAGUCCCUUUUCACCGCACCAGUGGAAUCAAUGGCUGGACAUACAGAGGGACUGAUAAUCUUUGUAUUGGAUUUUGUACAACUUCAGUUGCCAGCAAUAAGCAAUUCUACCCCUCACACACCUGUAGUAAGGAGGAUUUAUGUCCAUAUAAACGAUACAGAGAAGCUGGUCCCAGAUACGCAUGCUGGAGUAUCACUCCUGAUAAUUCCCAGCUUCCGUACUGGAAGUGGUUUGUGUGCCGAUUUAAAAAUGACCUGGAGAUGUUUUACAAGAAAAAAUUCCAAGGACGUGGUGAUAUUCCCCAAGCCUGGAGAGCAUUUACAAAAGAACAAGCGCUCAUUAGCUUAGAGGGUUAUUGUGGAUUUUAG
Messenger RNA from Brienomyrus brachyistius, 678 nucleotides. RefSeq names its product interferon-induced very large GTPase 1-like. NCBI's taxonomy places the organism in Eukaryota, Metazoa, Chordata, Actinopteri, Osteoglossiformes, Mormyridae. The record is from RefSeq and is a predicted model, not a curated record. The transcript has a single exon. The coding region runs from base 1 to 678 and encodes 225 amino acids.